UUGGCACAGGAACCUCUGGCUGCAGGACAAUGCAGCUGCAGCUCCUGCAGUGAUCUCCUCAAGCUGGAACAUGCCAAUGCCCACAGCCCCUGUGAGUACAUUCUCUGAUGGUCUCUUGUGCAGAGCAGCCAGGGGUGCCCAGGGCUGUCCUGCAGAGCAGGGUCCUGCAGCCCAGGGCGCUGUGCUGGGCCAGGGACUCUGCUGCCUGCCAGGGACAGCUCUCAGCCGGCCCGGGGAGCUGCUGCCAGCGCUGGCCAGAAGCUGUGGGGGGAAGGAGCCACCCUGAGCAGGGCAGGUGCUGCUGCUGAGAGCUGCUGGCUGGGGCAGGGCUGCUCCCAGCUCCAGACCAGCCUGGGCACAGCUCCGGAGGACACUUCCCAAAGAAGGAAAGCCUGGGAUUGCUGUAAAGAUCAGGAGCUUUCCUGAGAAUGUUUUCAAUUUCCUGCUUGGAGCAGGAUGGGAAAGUUGGGGUGGUGACAAAAAGAUUUUUGCUUUUGACAUAUUUUUAUAUAUUUAUAGCUCUAUAGAUUACUAUUAUAUAGUUAUAAAACUAUAAUCCUUACUUUACGCUAUUAAACUCUUAAUUAACUCUAUUAAACUACUAUUAUAUACUUCUAUUACUAUAUUCCUUAAUUAACUCUAGUGCAUUUCCUAACCUUUCUCUUAGUAUUUAGAACACUAACCUGUCUAAGUACAUUCCUGAAAUACCACAUAAUCUUAUUAUCAGGAAGAGGACCUACAAGAAGAACAUCUGGGGUUUUGACCAGAAUGUGAGCAGUCAUAAAAAAAAGUGGGGCAAAGAAGUCCUUGGACCUUCUUAAAUGGGAGCCGAUUGUGCCUCAUCCCCACUGGGACACCUGGAAGCUUCCAAUAAAGGUCUGGUUUUUACUUUACUGUUCUAACUCUGUUGCAAGGGUUUGUUUGUUUGUUUUUUUUUUCUCAUUUAGUCAUAGACUACAGGGGAGUAAGAGAAGCAGAACAGGAAUUGUAAUGCCAGAAUGACAGAACAUUCUGAGUUGAAAGGGACACACAGGAUAAUCAAAGGAAUGUUUGAACAUUUACAGAGACUCCAGAACUGUGACUUUGGGUGGUCAGUCUCUCUGCUGGCAGCCUCCCAAAGGGUCUUCAGCCACUGCUCAGCCCUGGACAGCAGCAGCAUCACCUUGGCAGGGCCCAGCAGGGCUCUCCUGAGCUGCCCUUGCCCAGCUGCACACAGACCCUGCCCCAGCCAGGGCCCUGCACACAGGUGCCCAUGUGCAGCCACAGCAAAUGUCCAACAGCAGCUCCAUCAGCCACUUCCUCCUGCUGGCACUGGCAGAGACGCGGCAGCUGCAGCUCCUGCACUUCUGCCUCUUGCUGGGCAUCUCCCUGGCUGCCCUCCUGGGCAACGGCCUCAUCAUCAGCGCCGUAGCCUGCGGCCACCACCUGCACACGCCCAUGUUCUUCUUCCUGCUCAACCUGGCCCUCAGCGACCUGGGCUCCAUCUGCACCACUGUCCCCAAAGCCAUGCACAAUUCCCUCUGGGACACCAGCACCAUCUCCUACAAAGGAUGUGCUGUUCAAGUUUUUCUGAUUAUCUUCUUCCUUAGAACAGAGUUUUCCCUCCUGACCAUCAUGUGCUACGACCGCUACGUGUCCAUCUGCAAACCCCUGCACUACGGGACCCUCCUGGGCAGCAGAGCUUGUGCCCACAUGGCAGCAGCUGCCGGGGCCAGUGCCUUUCUCACUGUUCUCAUGCACACGGCCAAUACAUUUUCCCUGCCCCUGUGCCAUGGCAAUGCCCUCAGCCAGUUCUUCUGUGAAAUCCCACAGAUCCUCAAGCUCUCCUGUUCCAAAUCCUAUCUCAGGAAAUUUGGCCUCAUUGCCAUUAGUGCCUGUUUAUCAUCUGUUUGUUUUGUGUUCAUUGUUUUCUCCUAUGUGCAGAUCUUCAGGGCUGUGCUGAGGAUCCCCUCUGAGCAGGGACGGCACAAAGCUUUUUCCACCUGCCUCCCUCACCUGGCCGUGGUCUCUCUGUUUGUCAGCACUGCAUUGUUCAGCUACCUGAAGCCCCCCUCCAUGUCCUCCCCAUCCCUGGAUCUGUCCCUGUCAGUUUUGUACUCGGUGGUGCCUCCAGCUCUGAACCCCCUCAUCUACAGCCUGAGGAACCAGGAGCUCAAGGCUGCAGUGUGGAGACUGAUGACUGGAUGGUUUCGGGAACAUUAAACUGCUGGCCAG
This is a messenger RNA of Vidua chalybeata, 2214 nucleotides long. Its product is annotated as olfactory receptor 14J1-like. Gene Ontology annotation, cellular component: membrane. Gene Ontology annotation, molecular function: G protein-coupled receptor activity; olfactory receptor activity. The record is from RefSeq and is a predicted model, not a curated record. The transcript has 3 exons. Gene Ontology annotation, biological process: G protein-coupled receptor signaling pathway. Lineage: Eukaryota; Metazoa; Chordata; Aves; Passeriformes; Viduidae. Bases 1270 to 2202 code for a protein of 310 amino acids.